This is a messenger RNA of Microstroma glucosiphilum, 484 nucleotides long. RefSeq lists its product as hypothetical. Bases 121 to 390 code for a protein of 89 amino acids. NCBI's taxonomy places the organism in Eukaryota, Fungi, Basidiomycota, Exobasidiomycetes, Microstromatales, Microstromataceae. The transcript has a single exon. The record is from RefSeq and is a predicted model, not a curated record.
GGUUGGGAAGGUGUUGAGGGAUCUGAAGGAUGUAUGAGAGGCUUUCACUGGUGUGAUGGCAAGGUGAGAGGUUCACGACUGGACGGCGAAUUCAAUUGAAUCCCUUGUGUUGCUCUCGCAAUGGCCGAGCGGAGACGGGCGUUGACUGAGCUUACGUCAGCACCUCCACAGUCUUGGGUGACAAUGGCUGCUGCCGCUCCUGCAUCGGGCAGCGUGUGCUGGUUUCACCAGUGGGACGUUACAUACACCGAGACUCCUCGAAAAGGACGCAGAUCACAAAGCAAGACAGGUUCUCCAGCCGAAGACAUUGAUUGGACAGAUGGCUCACGUCACGUCUGGCUGCCUGGCUGGCAAGUGAGGCCCGAGCUUCCUUGCACGCUGAUCCCUUGAUUCCGAUCCGAGAAUGUGGUGGUGCAGGGCUGACCAAGCCUACAGGGGCAGAGGCGUGCUUUGAGUUGAGCCGUGCGCCUGUCGGAGAUCCGCA